Messenger RNA from Trypanosoma conorhini, 759 nucleotides. RefSeq lists its product as uncharacterized. The transcript has a single exon. The record is from RefSeq and is a predicted model, not a curated record. The coding region runs from base 1 to 759 and encodes 252 amino acids. Lineage: Eukaryota; Euglenozoa; Kinetoplastea; Trypanosomatida; Trypanosomatidae.
AUGGUGCGAUUUCAGUUUCUAUUCGGUUGUUUCAAAGAGCUGGCGGCGCGGCAAGAGCGCUUUUACGUGUGCGUUUGUGUUUUGUUGGCUUUUGUGUUGCGAGGGGGUGUUAUUGUUGUGGUGGCUGCAGUGGGAAUUCCCUGGGGGAAAAAUCGUGUGAGCGCUGAAGGGCGGUUGCCGUGGCCUGAAGAGAACGAAGGGCGUGGGCGCGUGGGAGGCGUCUGCGACUGUCAAGGUUGCCAUUUGCGUUUACAGUUGUGUUUCCCUUUGACUUUAUCUACCGUAGCAUCAUUCAUGCUUCGCCGAACCCGCCUGUGUCGGCUUGGCAACUACCGCCAGCAUAGCGAUAAGGAGCGGGAGCGCAUUGCUCAGGAGCGCCAGCGACGCAUUCUUUACGAUCACAGCGGCAACGUCAAAUUCGCUGGCCUGUUAUUCCUCCUUUGGGAGGAGUUUCGCGUGCCGAUUCUUUGCUUCGCCGGGGGCAUCUUGUUUUUGGUUGGGUACAACAAACUCAUCUAUCACUUGAGCUCGCAGGAGUCUGCGCGGGAGAGGGAGCUGGACCGGCGGAGCGAGGCAAAUGCGCGGCUGUCAGGGAAGCUGAAGGCGGAUCGCUAUUUAGUGAAGCCACGGCGUCAGGUGGAAGACCCAGACUUCUUGGACGUCCCCUCGCAUGCGGGCAAGGGCGUGUACUCCAGCAAGCUCUUUGCCGAGGACGCGGCAAGCACGGACCCUCUGUUCUCCGAGCGGAGGCGGAACUGA